GGCGACGGUACGGCAACGGGGAAAAUCUUAUAAACACACACGCGAGUACGGGGGUAUACGCGACCAACUGUGGCCCGGUGCGCGACUAUUAAACACUAGCAACAACAACUACAACAAUAAUAACAAUAUUAAACGCCGAACAACAACAAUAUUGCCGACGACGAGCCGCUAUCAUAGCACAACAGCAACAACAUACAGUACGGUACACACGAAACGAACGACAAACACACGCACACACACACAUACACAUACAUACAUUCAGCUACCUUAUACAUGUACGUAUAGAGCAGCGCGCGCACACAGCCAUACGCCGUGUUUUAUAUAUAGAAAAUUUACGCACAGCUGAAAAAUUUCGUUUUUAGUGAAACGGUGAACGGUGAAUUUCGGUGCGGUUUUUCAUAUGUUCACGUAUCGAGGCGAAAUUUUCAUUGUGAAUUUCGCUGUUGGAAAAUCGCCUGAGCGCUUAUAAUUCUUAAAAUUGUGCAAUAGCAGACGAAAAGUCGCAAAAGUCGGAAAAGUGGCAAAGUGUAUAUAGAAAUAUAGAAAGUAAAUAUCUAUUGCUUGCAUAUAUGCGCAUAUAGCGAUUUGGCAAAGUGCGUUGUGUUGAAAAAUCUGGGUAUGUCAAAGUUUAAAUGUAGCUGCUGUGCCUGCGCCCGUUCCUGCUCCCGCUGCUGUUGUUGCUGCUGUCAUAACGCAUGUUGUUGCUGCUGCUGCUGUAAUCCAUCGUCGUUCGUCUCGUCAACACUUCAUUUUUCGGGACUCCACCCAGUUUCGUGGUCAACGAAAACGCAUACAAAAUAGGAAAAUCAAGCAGACACUGGCGUAGAAGCAGAAUAAGUAGAAGAAGCAGCAGAAACAGAAACAGAAUCAGCAUCAGCAUCAGGAGAACUUAAGAAAGCAUAAGCAAACACAUUGCGUCUGGCUAAAAGGGCUAAUGAGGCCAUAAAUACACACAUACAUACACAUAUAUAUGUGCCCACAUACAUAUGUAUAGUUUGCUAUAAGCCCAAAACGUCGCUGUGUCGUUCGUGUUUUAGUGCGCGUGUGAGUGUGUAUGCUUUGAGCAGUUAAUGAGCUUAGUGUUGAAGAAAAUCUUAAAGAAGCCAGUAAAUAUUUGCUACGAUCAAACUCCUUCGUUUGAUUGCCAGAAAAAAAAGUGUACUUACAUACUUACACACAUACAACAAAUUAUAAAAAUAUAUAUAAGUAUCUAUAUAUACAAAGCAACGGCGUACAUAAGUGUAACAUAUACAAAAUAUAUAUAAAUAUAUAUAUAUAUAUAAAUAAAUAGAGUGUCGUGUCGUUUGAACUUGUGUAGCCGCGCCGUUCGCGACGCCCCGCAGCGCUCGCAAUAGCAGGGAAAAUGCUAGAAAAAUGCCCAAGAUGCUUACAUGCGACAAGUUGAUGACACAUUUUACUGUCAUUGUGACCGCAUUCCUGCUACUCCAUUGCAUUGGUUUUUCACCGUUUAUGCCGCAAACGUUGCGCGCCGUUGAGGCCACUCCCGAGGAUGAAGCCGUUGGCAAAUGGGCAAUGCAGUUUGGCGAUGAAUUGUGGGAAUUAGCGCAACGUAUGACCAAAUCUCAAGAGAUUAAAGCCAAAUACAAAGAAUACAAUGCACGCGUCGAAUUGAAAAAUGGCACCGAACUCAUUAAAUCCAUCACAGCGAAUGUGGGACGCAUGUUUGCGCGCAAAAUGGAUGCGGUACGUUGCAUACAACAAAAAGCCGAGGCAGUCAACGAAGAAUUCGUAUUUAAUUACACAUAUGCGGAGGAUAAUUACCAAUACUAUUCGAGUAAAUUUUCAAAAUUCGAUGACAAACGCGCCGAGGAGCUGCUGGAUGGUAUGAUGGAAUACGAGGAGAGAUAUCUAAAUUUUACGCUAAAUCCGGAUACACACUUUUAUAAUAUAUCUGUUGAUACAGAACACAGUUCCGUCCAUGUACCAUCUAAUAUAUUUGAUGGCGGUAAAGAAGUGUUGAAGACUAUUAUGUGGUCCGAAACGCUGGAUGAAGUUUUCAAACAAAACUACAAAUCAGAUCCCGCACUAUCGUGGCAAUAUUUCGGCUCCGACACGGGCAUACUGCGCCAUUAUCCCGGCCUACAAUGGCAGCGGCGCGGUAAUCCGGAAAAUGCCGACACCUAUGAUUGCCGCAAACGUUCGUGGUAUAUUGAGACUGCCACCUGCUCCAAGGAUAUUGUCAUACUAUUGGACAAUUCGGGUUCGAUGACCGGUUUCCGCAAUCAUGUUGCCAAAUUUACAAUACGCAGUAUUUUGGAUUCUUUCUCGAAUAAUGAUUUUUUUACGGUUUUCAAUUACUCCGCGGAGGUUCACGAUAUAAUACCAUGCUUUAAGGACGCCCUAGUGCAGGCCACACCUGAGAAUAUCAAUGUGUUUAAUGAUGCCAUUGAAGAGAUCAAGCCUGAGGGAUAUGCGAACCUAUCGUUGGCGUAUGAGAAAGCAUUUCAGCUAUUGAAGAAAUACUAUAUCGAACGCCGUUGCAAUGAGACGUCCACUUGCAAUCAAGCUAUAAUGGUUGUCACCGAUGGCGUUGCUGGCAAUACCACCGAAAUUUUCGAAAAAUAUAAUUGGGGCAAUGGUGAGAACGGCACCAUGAAUAUGAAUAUACGCAUAUUCACUUAUCUGCUGGGCAAGGAAGUGACCAAGGUGCGCGAGAUACAAUGGAUGGCCUGCUUGAAUCGUGGCUACUAUUCGCAUGUGCAGACAUUGGAUGAGGUGCACGAGGAGGUGUUGAAGUAUGUAGAUGUGAUAGCCACGCCGUUGGUGCUGCAAAAUGAGGAACAUCCGCCGACAUGGACGCAUUCGUUUACGGAUCGAACGUAUGAGCCGCGCGCUAACGAUACUGGCACACGGCUUAUGAUCGCUGUGGGCGUUCCAGCCUUUGAUCGUUCCUACCGCAAUGAGAACUCUUCGAAGCGGGCACGUCUGCUUGGUGUAGCUGGCACCGAUGUGCCGGUGGAGGAUAUCGAUAAACUAACGCUGCCUUAUAAGCUUGGUGUAAAUGGCUACUCGUAUGUGGUUUCCAAUAACGGUUACAUGCUGCUGCAUCCCGAUUUACGUCCGAUUUCGAAAACUGGUAUGCUCAAUCCCAAUUACAACAGUAUAGAUUUCACGGAAGUGGAGCACCUUUACGAGGAUUCGGAACCACGCCAACCGGGUGAGUCCAUACUGCAGCUGCGUAGUGCCAUGGUCCAAUAUCAAUCAGGUGAAGUCAAGGAUAUAAGCGUAAAGUUUCACUAUGACAAUAUGCGUCGAGUAUCCGAGGAGAAACAAGAUUAUUUCUUUGCGCCACUACCGAACACACCCUUUUCGUUAGGCAUUGUAUUGCCAAGUGAAUAUGGUAAGACCUGGAUUAAGGUGGGUGAAGAGGUGAUGAAGAACAAGCAUAUGAAAGUGAAUAUAUCGGACUAUUUUGUCGGUGACAACUGGAAAGUGCAUCCCGCUUGGGUUUAUUGUAAGUACCAUUACCUGGAAGGCCACGAAUUCAAAACACCUGAAGCUGAGUUGCGCCAUUUUCUUGCAAAGAUGUUACAAAACGACUGGAAAUGGUCCGAACAGUAUGAAGAAGAUGAUUCAGACCGUGAUGACACGGAUGAAAUAAAUUGCGGCCGCAUAACGCUCGACGAGGAUGCCUACUACUGCAACAAGGAGCUCGUGCAACUGCUCAUCUUCGAUGCCAAGGUAACAAACUCCAGUUACGGUGAGUGGAAAUUCGCAAAUGAUGAGGAACGUAGGCUGAUAGAAGGCUUUGGCGGUUCGUUGCGUUUUGCGGCCACCAUGAGCGGCUUGACACGUUGGCAAUUCAUUUACGGUGAGGUUGAAGUGGAAAAUGAUCGUGAAUUUGGCGACUAUCAUACGACAGCGAUCGACGAGACUUGGUAUAAGAGCGCCAUAUUGCAGCAUCAUCAAGAGCGCACUGAAAGCUUCGUGUACAUGGUGAAGCAUGCCAGCGAUCCAAUGGAGGAUAACGAAUUGAUGGUUACCGCUUCGCAUGCGAUAUUUCCACGCGAUGGCGGUAGAGAGGCUCCUGCAUGUGUUGUCGGCUUUCAAUUUUCACAUGCACGUAUGAUGGACCGAUUCUUCAAUAUCACUUCGAUAGAUAAUUGCAAUGGUUGCAUAAAGACCUGUACGAGCGACGAGAUAGAUUGCUACGUCAUAGACAAUAAUGCAUACAUUGUGAUAGCGCAAAAUGUCAAUCAUACUGGAAAAUUCUUCGGCGACCACCAAGGUGACGUUAUGGCGGCAAUGGUGGAGAAGGGCUUCUUCCAAGCCAUCAAUGUUUACGAUUAUCAAGCGCUAUGUCGCGAGGAAGUCGACGAUUCCAGCGACGCGCAAGCUCUACUGCACCCAAUCAGAUUGUUGAGCAUAGGCUGGCGCUGGUUGGUCGCGCAGCUCUUCUGGCAAUAUGCGCGCAUCAAAUGGUGGGCGGACGGCGCACCAUUCUUGGAAUAUUCGGACGAGAUCGACGACGACUACGAAGCGGCGCCGGAUGCGUUUCCACGUCAACCGCAAAAAGACAAAGACAUGAGUGACGAUGGCAAAUUAUUAUUUGAGAUGAAGAAACCCGAUCCGGUCUAUAAUCCAUGCGAUACGCGUUCAACACUCUAUGUCUUACAACCGAAUUCGCUCGAAGAUAUAAGCGACUAUAUAAAAGUGCCAUAUUCACGACCGUUUUAUUUAAAGAAAAUACCGAAUACCAAUCUUUUGUUGGUGGUGGUAAAUGUUUUGAUGCCAUCGAAAGGUAUGCGUUUGACCACGGAACCCGAACGUUUAGAAUAUGAUAUAGAGUUUCCAUGCUAUAAAUUAAAUAUGAGCUUCUACGAGCGACGGCGUCUGGAGGAAUGUUUCACCCAGCACCCAGAGGAGGAGAAAUAUACAUAUUGUGGCGAUGCGACAGCGCUGCGAUUGGACAUUGUAAAUUUAUUGAUGACCGUAUUUAUAUUUUUAUUAACGCGCUAUUUACGCACUUAAAUGUUUGUAAACAUUUACUUAUUUUUUACCCUAUCGAACGAAAGUAUGUAACUAAAUACAAAUUUUUUAUGAAAAAAAACAGAAACAACAACCACAAUGGCAACAGUAAAAAUUAAGAAGAAAAAUUUGCAUUGUCACCAAAAAUAAUUUAGCACAAUCCUCUUAACUGUAUUGACUAUAAAUGCUCCUAGCGUUCUCUCUUAUGUGAAAUACCAUGUAGACUUAAACGGAAACGCCAAAGAAAACAAAGACAUUACUAAAAUGAAAAUAAUGGUUAGAAAAUUUAAAACAAAAAAUGACUAGCAAAACUAGCGGAACUGUUUAAUUUUUUUUACUGUAUACACUUGUCUUGUACUUAUGUAUUGUAUGUAUGUAUGACUGUAGGACUAAAUACUUGAAACCGAAGUUAACUUUUCAUCUUCUGCUUUCCGACGAUAAUCAAGUUUUUAACUGACGAAAAACCAACAACACAAAAGAAAAUGUAAAAAGAAACACUUAAAAAACAACAACAAAAACAAUUUUAGGAUAUUUUUUGAACAACAAACACACACACGCACACACGUGAAAUGUAUACAUGUAACAUAAUGCAAAUCACAUACGGAAUUGUUGCAUGUUAUGUGCUUUGCAAUAGCAACAACAACAAGUACACAACAUUUUGUUUGAGACAAUGAGUAAAACGUAUUUGCCAAAAAACCCAAAAAAUUAUUAUAAAUUAUAACAAAAUAAAAAUACAUAAGAAAACACAAAAAACUAAUGAAAUUAGAUAAAGAAAUCUACUUGGUUAAAUUUUGAUAGAAUUUUAUAACCGUUAUGUACGUACCCCCUAGUCGAAUUCGUUGAUUAAUGAGGCUUAGCCUUCAAGUUAACAGCUAAAAUCAAAACAAAAACAAAAAUGUUAAAAUUAAUUAGUUAAAUGGUGGUAAAUGAAUGGCGGCGACUAAGCGCAUAGUUAAGUGCAAGCUAAAAUACUUAUUACUUUGUUACUGUUAAUUUAUAGCGUAAAUACUUGCCUACACGCAUAUGCAUGUGUAUAUACAUAUGUAAGUAUGUAUGCAUAUGCGCCUAUAUUUGUGUAUCUUUAUAUGUUAAUGUACACUAUCUUAUGUACUACUUAUAUAUAUAUUUGUAUGUAUAUUUUGAAAUGUAAACCAAAAAACAAAAGCAAAUGAUUUAUAAUUUAUAUAUUGUAUAUGUAUGUGUAUGUAAAACGAAACAUGUGUCUAGUACCACCAAACAACCAAACCGAGACCUGCCUAUUUUGCAUCCAUUAUAAUUUUAAACAUAAUAGAGCAUUGAGACGCACAUUAGCUCGCAUUUGUUAGCAGGCAAAGCGCUGAGAAUUGCAAUUUGUGGUUAUGUGCUGAUUUUGAAAGUUAGAUAUAUGCCAGGAAAAUCAUAAAGAAAAUUGAUGUGAGGAAUUUUUGGAAAUUGUUAAGCCUUCUGUUAGAUAGAUCCUCAGAGAUCACUUAGCGAAAACAUUUCGAGGCUACUGAUAUUUUAAAAUACACAAACUGCAGCAAAAUCCAAUCAGACUAAUUUUAUGAAGCUCUAGAUAGUGAUCCCAGCAGUUUGUAUUGGCUAUCAAAGAAGUAUUCUUCCACUCCUUUAGAAUAAAUGUUAACAGCCUUCGCCCAAUUCAACCCUUCAGCUUGCGGACGUUGACAAUUAGGCAGUUUUCGGUAAAUCCAUUGGAAUUUGAACGGCAUAUGCUAAAAAAACCAUAAAGAAAUUUAAUGCGAAGAGCUCUUGAAGACUGUUAGGUCGUCUGCUCCCUCCGAGAUCACUCAGCGAUGACAUUUCGAGACUUUUGAUAUUUUAAAAUACACGAGUUGAAUCAAAAUCCAAUCUGACCGGAUUUGUGUACUCUUUUUAUGAAGCAUUAGACAGUGACCCCAGCACCUUUUGGUUAUCAAACAAGUAUUCUUCCACUCCUUUCGAGUAAAUGUUAAUAGCCUUCGCUCAAUUCAUUCCCUCAGCUUUCGGAAGUUGACAGUCAGGCCGUUUUUCGUAAAUUCUUUGGAAUUUAUAUGCUAAGAAAACCAUAAAGAAAUCUAUUGCGGAGAGUUCUUGAAAUCCUUUCGUACUAAGCGAUCACGUUUUGAGACUUCCAAUAUUUAAAAAUACAUAAAGUCUAGCUAAAUUCAAUCGGGCCUGCAAAUCCGUCGAUUUUUGUACAGUUUCAGAGACUGAUCUAAACAGAAAUUUCCUAGCAAACAACUAAAGAAUAUCGAAAUUUCAUACUCGUUUCUCCUUUUCUGUCUCCUUUUAACUAAAAGUCAGCAGCCAACUUCAAUCCUUCAGCUUUCAUAGCUCGACAAUCCAGCAAUAAUCUAUCACAUCUGUUGCCAGAUCGAGCUUGAGUAUUUGAAGCUAGGUUGUAGAUCUCUAAAACUUUUGCGCGCACCUUUAGUUUACGGUAGCAGUUUAGAUAUAAAGUAGAAAAGAGUUCAGAACUUCUUAGAAUUCGCUCAAAAGCUUCCUUUAGAUAGAGCUUAGAAUUAGAGCUUCCUUAUAUGCAAAGCAACAGUACACAAGGAUUUAUACAACGGCAAGCAAUACUUCCUUAACUAAAUCACCUUCGAAGAACAGGAGAACACGUUCAACUAUAGCUUCUAUGAAAUAAUGAACUGAUUCGUGAAUUGAGCAGGAGGACCAGUUCCGCAAUAGAACGAGACAUAUCCCUGCGAACAUAGCCGAAGAUCUAACCUAAAUUGGUAAUGAGGCUUUUAGCAAUAGCUUCUGCGAAAAAAACGAACAAUUUUUUUAUCUAACCUAAAAUAAAAGGAUUCAUUUUACAAUAGCUUCACGAAAAAACGAACUACUUUGUGAUCUAACAUAAAUUAGCAAUAGCUUCAAUGGAAAACCGUACUAUUUUGUGAGUCAGAUCCUCAAAGAGUACGAAGUUAGCCAAAGAUCUAAACCAAGUUGGUAAUUGCUUCUAUCUAUAUGAUACUGCGAUUCUUGGUGUACCUCAAAUCAUACCACAACAAAAUUUAAAAUGUCAGAGACAAUGCCACAGCUUCAUCUUGAUUGAUUUCCAUAAUUUUUUGCAAGGCUAAAUCAAUUAUGGUAGGCUUUGAGGCUUAUGCUUCAUAAUCUAUAAAUCCUUGCCAAAGGCUUCUGAAGAUGGAUCUAAACUUAUCUAUUGACAAACCGAUUUGAGCCCAUCACAAAUCUGCUAAGCCGAUUUAUUUCGUUCGCAGCGCCUUCGGAAAAGAGAUACGGCUCCAACAUUGGGCUCCUGAGAGACCUUGAAUAACAAUAUAUGUCAAAGAAUCAAGAACAAUAAUUUCGUACACCAUCGGAAAAGACAUACGGGUCUAACUUUGGGCUUCUGACAGAUCCAAAAAUGUAUCUCUUGCUCUGAAAGUCGCUACUAGAAUAUUUGGAUAACAAUAUCGCAAAAGACACUAACAAAUCCAAAAAUGUAUCUCUUGCUCUGAAAGUCGCUGCUAGAGAGCUUAAAUAAUGAUAUCGCAAAGGACUCCGAAGAGAUCCAUAAUUCAUCUCUUGCACUGAAAGCUAGAGACCUCGAAUAACAAUUUAUGUUCGUCUGUCAAUCAAGAAAACUAUUUUACGCCAAAUUUUUGGGCCUAUUUUAAGUUUGGGCAUGAGGUAAAAAAAGACCACUUGACGGAUAUCCAAAUUUCUGAAUAAAUGAACUUUUCCAAUACUCUGACGUCCACAACCGAUAUCCAGUAAUUUUAACAGUUAAUUUCAUCAGCAAUAAAACGCCAUUGAGUAUAGUGCUGAAGGGUAGAUAUCUAACAGAAACAAAUAAUCUCGCAUAUCCAAUUGCAAUUCUCAACCAAGUUAAGCACAAAUUACUUGAAAGGCUAACAACAUUAUAGCUAUUCUUCCGUUUACAUUAUUUACACAUUAUUAAAGUAAAUAUCUCAAAGUAUAUGUAUAUAAAAAUAUAUAAAGAAAAACAAAGGUUUACAUUAUUGACACUAAGUUGUCAAGAACACGAAAAAGUUUAUUUUAAUGAAUUUUUAAAAAGAAUUUUUUGUAAAUUUUAUGAAACUGACAAACACUAGUCACUAGUUUCAUAAACAGCCACACAAAAAUCUAAUUAUGUAAGAUAAUGCAAAUGCAAACACAAAAGAAACAACCUUAACGCUAAGCGUUGAAGGUUCUAAUUCUCGCAGCAACAUUGUCGUCCUACAAAACUUAAUUGAAAUAUAAAAAAAGAAAAAAUGAAAAAAAAAAUAUAUAUAUAUAUAACAUUAACUGAGAUGAGAGAAAUUUAUGAUGAAUUAAUUCAACAGAUUGCCUUUAAAUUUAAAAGUAAAUUUUUAAAAUCGUAAAUUAUAUUUAUAUGAAUUUCUUACGAUCAUUAAGCGUAGUAAAAUGAGAAAGAAAUAUUUAUUUAAAAAACAAGCAAACUAAGUAAAUAUAUAGUUAUGUAUAUGAGAGAGAGAUAAUUAAUAAAUCAAUUUUUUGAAUAUUAAAAUGAAGAUCAAAAAAUUAUUUGACCAACACUGUUAACUAAUUAGUAAAAUGCAAGUGGGAAUAGUUUGUAUAAAAACACUUUAUGUAAAAAAUCAUAAAUUUUAUUUUAAACCAAACUCAUCAAUGUACACUAAAUAUGUAAAAUAAUAUUGAGUUUUAUUUAAAAAAAAGUUUUUUUUUUAAUAAUUUCUAAGCAUAAUAAAAGAACACAGAGAACUUCUGUCAACUGCGACAGCAUAAACCGAUUGAACCGUUUUUAAAUAUAUAAAUAAAGAACAAAAAGAAAAUAAAAAAGAAA
Messenger RNA from Bactrocera neohumeralis, 9745 nucleotides. RefSeq names its product voltage-dependent calcium channel subunit alpha-2/delta-3 (gene Ca-Ma2d). The record is from RefSeq and is a predicted model, not a curated record. Lineage: Eukaryota; Metazoa; Arthropoda; Insecta; Diptera; Tephritidae. Gene Ontology annotation, cellular component: voltage-gated calcium channel complex. The transcript is spliced from 13 exons. The coding region runs from base 1375 to 4992 and encodes 1205 amino acids. Gene Ontology annotation, molecular function: voltage-gated calcium channel activity.